Messenger RNA from Suncus etruscus (white-toothed pygmy shrew), 1142 nucleotides. Its product is annotated as leukocyte elastase inhibitor-like. Gene Ontology annotation, biological process: negative regulation of endopeptidase activity. Gene Ontology annotation, molecular function: serine-type endopeptidase inhibitor activity. The record is from RefSeq and is a predicted model, not a curated record. NCBI's taxonomy places the organism in Eukaryota, Metazoa, Chordata, Mammalia, Eulipotyphla, Soricidae.
CCAUGGACCCCCUGACUGCAGCCAACACGGCCUUCGCACUGGACCUGUUCAGAGCCCUGAGCCAAGAGCGCUCAACAGCCAACCUGUUCUUCUCGCCCUUCAGCGUGUCCUCGGCCUUGGCCAUGGUCUUCCUGGGCACGCGUGGCAGCACUGAGGCACAGCUGGCAAAGACUCUUCAUUUCGACACAGUGAAGGAGAUUCAUCCGAGAUUCCAGAGCCUGAACUCUGAUAUCAAUAAGCAUGGUGCUUCCCACAUCCUGAAGGUCGCCAACAGGCUAUAUGGGGAGAAGACCUACAAGUUUCUUCCUGAGUUCUUAGAUUCAACUCAAAAAAUAUACGGUGCUGAGCUGGCCAGCGUGGACUUUCAGCAUGCAUCCAAAGAAGCCAGAAAGGCUAUCAAUGAGUGGGUCAAAGAACAGACAGAAGGAAAAAUCACGAAAAUGUUGGCCAAAGGGGUGGUGGAUAGCAUGACCAAACUGGUUCUGGUGAAUGCCAUCUACUUCAAAGGGAAGUGGCAGGAGGAAUUCUCCAAAGAGGACACACAGAAAGCUACAUUCAGGCUGAACAAGAAAGACACCAAGAAGGUGAAGAUGAUGUAUCAGAAGAACAAAUUCCCCCUGGGCUACAUCGAGGACCUCAGGUGCCAAGUGUUGGAGCUUCCCUACCAGGGCGAGGAGCUCAGCAUGGUCAUCCUGCUGCCCAACGACAUUGAGGAUGGGACUACAGGCCUGCAGAAGAUCGAGAAGCAGAUGACUUUGGAGAAACUGAGCGAGUGGACGAACGCAGAGAACAUGUCAGUCGUGGAGGUCAGAGUCUACCUGCCCAGGUUCAAGCUGGAGGAGAAUUACAGCCUCAAAUCUCACCUUGCCCAUCUGGGCCUGACCCAGCUCUUUGAUCCCAGCCAGGCUGACUUGUCUGGCAUGUCUGGGGCCAGAGAUCUUUUCGUUUCCAAAAUUAUACACAAGUCCUUUGUGGAGGUGAAUGAGGAGGGCACGGAAGCAACAGCAGCUGCCACAGCAAUCAUUUACGCCAAGUGCAGGAAGCUAGUGAAAGUGUUCAAUUGUGACCACCCUUUCCUCUUCCUCAUCCGUCACAAUGCUUCCAGCACCAUCCUCUUUCUGGGUAGGUUUACUUCCCCAUAG